This is a messenger RNA of Salmo salar (Atlantic salmon), 5621 nucleotides long. RefSeq names its product RAC-alpha serine/threonine-protein kinase. Gene Ontology annotation, molecular function: protein serine/threonine kinase activity; ATP binding. The record is from RefSeq and is a predicted model, not a curated record. Lineage: Eukaryota; Metazoa; Chordata; Actinopteri; Salmoniformes; Salmonidae. Gene Ontology annotation, biological process: protein phosphorylation.
GGCUUUAGGACCCAGGAGCGAUUCAAAUGUCGUUCAGACAUAAGGCUCGGUUGGUUUAAUGGGAGAAAGGCUAGACUUCUAGUGCACGAGGAUACAUUAACGAAUACGCAUGGACAUAUCUGCUGAUACAUUGUCAAAGAGUCCAAGCAAUGGCCCGGAAUAACAUUUGAAUUGGUUAAGGUAACCAGUGCUGGCUGAAACCUUCCCCAGCACUAGACCCUUCUGAUUUGAGUGAAGGGGACCAGAGUGUCUUCUCCUUCUGUGGGACUCCCUCAGUGGACAGAACCUCCCCCUUACCCCCAUUCCUCCGCAGACCACCAUGGGCGAAGUAGUCAUUGUGAAGGAGGGAUGGCUUCACAAACGAGGAGAGUACAUAAAGACUUGGAGACCCAGGUAUUUCUUGCUGAAGAGCGACGGUACGUUCAUCGGGUACAAGGAGCGACCGCAAGACAUCGACCAACUGGAGACGCCACUCAAUAACUUCUCAGUAGCACCAGAAUGUCAGCUGAUGAAAACAGAGCGUCCUAAGCCCAACACAUUCAUCAUCCGCUGCCUGCAAUGGACCACUGUCAUAGAGCGCACCUUCCACGUGGACAGCCCAGAGGAGAGGGAGCAGUGGACGAAGGCCAUCCAGGAGGUGGCAGAUGGGCUGCAGAAACAGGAGGAGGAGAGGAUGGACUCCUCGCCAGACCCCAUGGACAUGGAGAUGUACCUCACCAAACCCAAACUUAAAGUGACUAUGCCCGACUUUGAAUACCUCAAGCUCUUGGGAAAAGGCACUUUUGGGAAGGUUAUCCUGGUGAAGGAAAAAGCCACAGGAAAAUACUACGCUAUGAAAAUCCUCAAGAAAGAAGUGAUUGUGGCGAAAGAUGAAGUAGCGCACACUCUCACUGAAAACAGAGUACUGCAGAACUCCAAACACCCCUUCUUAACGGGUCUGAAGUACUCCUUCCAGACGCCUGACCGCUUGUGUUUCGUCAUGGAGUAUGCCAAUGGAGGAGAGCUGUUCUUUCACCUAUCACGAGACCGUGUGUUCUCCGAGGAGAGGGCCCGGUUCUACGGAGCUGAGAUUGUGUCGGCGCUGGACUACCUCCACUCGGAGAAGAACGUGGUUUACAGGGACCUGAAGCUGGAAAACCUGAUGCUGGACAAAGACGGCCACAUCAAGAUCACAGACUUUGGCCUGUGUAAGGAGGGCAUCAAGGACGGGGCCACCAUGAAGACCUUCUGUGGGACGCCAGAGUACCUGGCCCCCGAGGUGCUGGAGGACAAUGACUACGGUCGUGCUGUGGACUGGUGGGGUCUGGGUGUGGUCAUGUAUGAGAUGAUGUGCGGUCGACUGCCCUUCUACAACCAGGACCACGAGAAGCUGUUUGAGCUGAUCCUGAUGGAGGAGAUCCGCUUCCCUAGGACCCUGGGGCCCGAGGGAAAGUCCCUGCUCUCUGGUCUGCUCAAGAAGGACCCCAAGCAGAGGUUAGGUGGAGGGCCUGAUGACGCCAAGGAGAUAAUGCAGCACAAGUUCUUCGCUGGGAUCGAGUGGCAAGACGUGUAUGAGAAGAAGCUGGUCCCACCCUUCAAGCCCCAGGUCACCUCGGAAACAGACACCCGCUAUUUUGAUGUGGAGUUCACCGGGCAGACCAUCACCAUCACACCUCCAGGACAAGAUGACAGCAUGGAGUCUUUCGACAGCGACAGGAGACCCCACUUCCCCCAGUUCUCCUACUCUGCCAGUGGAACAGCCUGAACCUAAACCGAAGCCUAGACCCCCUCUACCCUCUCCUCACCCUCUUAUGGACCAUACUGCUCUCACCCUAAUGCCCCAAUCUCUGAACAGAACUCAUCCUCAUAGGCCAUCUAUGACCUCACUCAUGUUUAUCUUCUUUUUUAUCUGUUUGUUCUGUAAUUGUUGGGGCACAUCUCAAUUGUCUAGCGUGGCUUCUUAGCCUGUUCUCCUCUUCAGAUGAGUCCAGGGGAGGAGAGGAGACAUGGAGUGGAAGGCCACCUUCGACUAUUGAGUCUCCCUUGGUGUCACCAGUGUUUCAAAUACUGUACUUGUGUUGCUUAGAGGGGAGGAGUCGGUUGCCUGCCAAUAGGAACACACUUGGACUAGAGGUCAAAAGUCACUAAGAUUCAGUGGUGACCGGCCAACCUAAUUCUUCAUGGCAACAUGAUUUCCUGUCAAUGAUACAUAUGCAGCUAGCCUCAAAAGAAAAAAAGAGAAGCACAGUUAUACACAAUCUCUGAAAAUGAGCUUUUUAAACGGUACACUAUCUAUUUCUACAAAUUAUUAGCUUUAUAUUUUGAUGGAGCAAAGGAAACAUCAUAGUGUGAUCUUUAGAAAUAGUCCUCCUUCUUCCCAUCUUCUACUAGCCACCACUGCCAUUGUGCUCUCAAAGACUCUCACAGAUAUUCAGAGGUUUGCGAGAGGUAACACUAAAGCUCCACACCUGGGUUGUGUUCAGUAGGGCACCACAAAGCAAAACGUUUUGAAAUAGAAAAUGAAAAUAUGUGUUCUUAUUAAACAAGUUCCCGUAACACAGGGAUGGGCAACUUUGGUGAGGGUGGGGGCCACAAAAAAUCGGAACUCAUCACAAGGGGCCGCAGUGGCUCGCGGGUCUGCUUACCCACAUCCAUACCCACGCAUGCAGUCAGUCCGGCCCUAGCUUUUUGGGGGACCCUAAGUUAGAAUUCCAGUUCAUUUCCUGCAAUUCUACACAUUUUGCCUUGGGGAGGAGAGGAUUUUUCAGUUUUACAGCUAAUUUGCUGCUAUUCUACACAUUUUGCCAUAGGGUGGAGAGAAAUGUUUUUAACAUGCAGUUUUGCCGUUUUUAAUAUAUCUGAGUGAGAGUGACUAAUAUAAUCAAUGGGGGCCCCCCGACCGUUAAAUUUACCAUAAUUACUACAAGUUUAGAAAGCUGGCUAGACUAACUACCAAUCUAAAAUAUCUUAGCUGACAUGGGCUAAUUGAGGGACUGUCAGUGACUGACAUAACAAUAGAAACUGCUUAUGCACAACCAAAUUUAGAAAUUGCUCCUUGUGUAUUCUACUAUUAUUACUCUAAACAAUAAGAUACUUUGUUUUUGGAAAGUUGCCCAUCCCUGCCGUAGCACCUCCUGUUUGCUUUCUCCUAUUUUGUGACUUCUGAACAUGACCCUGCUGUCUCUCACCUCUCAAAUGUUGAUCCUCCCAAACACACACACCUUCUAGUAGCAGUGAGGACUAGAGUACUGAAAUGGAGUCUAUCGAAUGAUCUGUUAUUCUACUUUUCUUCAGUGUUACUGGCCUCCCUCGCCUUCUGGCCUAAGAUUUCCUUAGAGUGACUACAGUACAGUGAAAGUUUGGUGUACGGGAUCACACCAUCUGUGAAUUGGCGUGGCGCAGAGUGAAAUUCACAAAACGGUGUGUGGAUUAUAAAGGACAUUUUUGUGGGGGGUUGGUGUAUCUGGUUACCUUUAUGAUUUGGGAAAUAGGUUGUUUUCAUGCGAAUAGCAAUCUUGGUAUUCCGGUACAACUCAGCGGGCAAAAGUUCCUGCUGCAACCAGAGUAGGGAAGAUGGGUAUUUUCCCUGAUACAUAUUAGGUUGUAUGGUGAAAUGACUGGAUGUACGUACUUGUUUUGUUAGAAAGGCCACUAUAUCCAUUUACCCAUUAAACAAAUGGGCUCGGUUGAAACCAUGUGUAAGGAACCCUUUUGUUGGUUUAUAUUUCUCUAUUAAAGCUAUAGACAUAUACAACUUCAAAGUACAUUGAGAUACCUAAUAAAAGUCACUUUUUAUAUUUAGCAGAGAACCAUGCUCGUAGACCUGUUAGCUGCUAGCUACAUGUUGAUAAUAGAAAUCAACUUUUUUUUAAAUGCGUUUUUCUACCAGCAUGCCAUUGAAUGCUGACACAUGCAUGGCUUAAACAACGGAAGAGUCUGAAGCUCGCCUGUAAAGAUUUUAAAACGAUUUACCAAUCAAGCAGUUGCUCCACAAACAUCUGGUAUUGAGAGCACAGGUCACAGUCCGAACAAUGUAUAACUAAACUCUUACCAGCCAUGUUCCAGUACAUAUUCUGAAGACCCUUAGCUUGGUGGACAGUUUCUGUAUACUGUGGGAAGACUACCUGGUCUAAGUAAAUGUAAUUGUGCAAUAACAUAGGGCUGUGGUAUGAGAGGAAAGAAGGAGCAAACAUAUUUGUGACUGGAAUCCUCGUGAGGGUAGAUGGGAUAGGGGGCUGGGCAAUGCUGAUACAAAAUGAAUGGUUUGAAAUGAAUGUCUUUCUUUUAGCUAGAACUGUGACCAAAGUCUUGUUUAGUUUGUGUGAGAUUUACAACCUCGCCCUGACCCUUAACCUUACCGGAGUCGCACUGACUGACAACUGGGGGAUAUGAUCAUCUGAAAGGCAUGCUCAUGUACUGAUACGAACCUUUGGAAUUGAGUGUACAAAAUGAAUGGUGUGAAUGUUCUGUUCUACCAACGAAUUGACCUUCUCUUUGCUGUUAGAUUCUCAACAGGUAGCCUAUUAUUUGUUUGUACGUUUAAUUGUUCUAUUGUUUUGCGAUCCUUUCCAGUUAUUGGGUGUUUUUUCCCCAAUGCUUUUAGCAACACCUCACUGAGGUCACUGUUACAGUACCCUUUAAGACAGACAGCUACUGUACAUAGACAGUUACUGGUGUAGCGAAACACACCAAACAGGCUGUUACUAUCCACCAUCAAGGAAGGAUGACUAUGUAUUUGUGUGUGUACACAAGCGAUUGUGCGGACAGGUCUGUGAGGCCAACAAUUCAAUGCAUUUGUAUCAGUGAUUUGUCACAAACUCACUGGCUAUGUAUGGUAUGUUAGUCAAGGAAAACAAAUGAGAAGCUUACCUUUUUACAUAUUAAAUCAAAAAUAUUUGAGACGUAAAUACCUCAAUGGUCUUAAUUGAAUCCAAGUGAGGAUAUCCACAUUUUGCUAAUGGUAACUUACGUUGUGUCCAGAUAUUCUAGGUUUGUUAAGUGUUAAGGCCUUAUUUAAUUUGAAGUUAGUUGAAACCCCUCUGAAUAUAAAAUAUUUAUUUAGGAAAUGGUUCAAAAUGUUCACUGAACAAUACAAUACAUUUAAUAAUUAAUGUUAAAGAAAUGAUAAAUGAAUGUAAAACAUUUAAUUUUGUUGACCCAUUCCAGUUUUGUAUAUUUACUUAUUUUUUUACUUCCUUAUUUUGAAAUCAUUGACCUAAUUGUUGCUUAUCGACCGGUCCUUCCCUGGUGAUUCACCAUGUAAGUUGGGGGGGGUAAGAAAAUGUUAAAGAAUUUAUAUUUAAGUUAUUUCAUUCCCUUUGAUGCCCCCUUUGUAGAUGAGAAACUGAACAAUUGAAUGCACCAGCUUUUGUGAACAAAGAACCAGUGUUGGCUGCUGAAGGGAGGACGGCUCAUAAUGGCUGGAACGGAGCUAAUGGAAUGGCAUCAAACACAUGUAAACCAUGUGUUUGAUGUAUUUGAUACCAUUCCACUGAUUCCGCUCCAGCCAUUACCACGAACCAUCCUCCCCAAUUAAGGUGCCACCAACCUCCUGUGCAAAGAAUGUUUUCCUUUGCUGUGUGGGCAUAAAUGUGGCAUUAUUUUUCAUUGGGAUUCAGAAAUAAAGACUUUUUGGACUAAUA